GCUAAAAUGACAAGGUACGUAGGUACCUAUUACUGGGUGAUGGGCUCACCUUCACUUUUUGUUUUCUUUCCAUCGCCUAAAUAAACUAUUCAGCACCUUAACCCGCCGGUGACAAUCAAGACUCCCUAGGUGGUCUAUUCAACGAAAAAUCUUUCCAAGAAUGGAUAGGGAAGAUAGAAGCAGCUCCAAGAGACGGAAGCUAGAGUUCAAUCCCCUUCGUUCCGACGACCGCUACUCUUCUCUUCCAAGCCGAAGUCAUCCUUCUCGACCGCAAAAUCGCUUCCAACAUAGCUCCAACUCACGCGCUUCCACUCCUCGCGGCCAAUCUCAUUAUGCGUCAACUCCAAAACAACAAGAAUUCGAUGGUCCGGAACCGCAAGUGAGCUUAGAAGAACAAAAUGCCCUCGACCGAGAUUGGUACGCUGGUGACGAGACUGGUCAUACCUUUGGCGAUGAUUCCCAUAAUCCAUUCGGAUCGUACGAUACCUCGUGGGUCGAACAGCAACAGCGAGAGGCCGAACUGAUCGAGAAAAAGUCCGGAAAGCAUAUGAAUGCGCGUCAACUGCAAAGGCAGAAAGAUAACGAUGCUUGGGAAACUAAUCGCAUGCUUACGUCUGGUGUCGCCCAACGACGAGGCUUAGGCGAUGACUUUGACGAUGAUAAUGAGGGAAUCCGCACUCAUUUACUUGUCCACGAUCUUAAACCCCCUUUUCUAGAUGGACGUACCGUAUUUACCAAGCAGUUGGAACCCGUCCCUGCCGUGAAGGAUUACCAGAGUGAUAUGGCCAUAUUCAGUCGUAAAGGUAGUCGCGUGGUGAAGGAAAGGAGACAGCAACGGGAACGGCAACGACAAGCCCAAGAGGCUACUAAUAUGGCGGGUACUGCGCUUGGAAAUCUUAUGGGUGUAAAGGAAGACGAAGGCGACAGUGCUCUACCAAUAGCCACCGAAGACGACGCCACGAAAUCUGGAGCCAACAAAUUCAGUGAGCACAUGAAAAAGAAUGACGGCGCGAGCGAAUUCAGUCAGAGCAAGACAUUACGUGAGCAGAGAGAAUUCCUGCCCGCAUUCGCGGUGCGAGAGGAUCUUCUAAGAGUCAUUAGGGAUAACCAAGUCGUUAUCGUGGUUGGUGAGACUGGUUCGGGAAAGACGACGCAACUGACGCAGUUCUUAUACGAAGAAGGAUAUGGAGAACGUGGUCUCAUAGGUUGUACACAACCCCGACGAGUCGCAGCCAUGAGCGUGGCGAAACGAGUGGCUGAAGAGAUGGAGGUCAAGCUAGGCAGUACGGUUGGUUAUGCUAUCCGAUUCGAAGACUGCACUAGUAAAGAUACUGUCAUCAAAUAUAUGACAGAUGGUGUUCUACUUCGAGAAUCCCUGAACGAACGAGAUUUGGAUCGCUACUCAUGCGUGAUUAUGGACGAAGCUCACGAGCGAGCCCUGAAUACGGACGUGCUAAUGGGUCUUUUCAAUAAGAUACUACAGCGCCGAAGAGACCUCAAGCUAAUAGUCACAUCAGCUACCAUGAACUCGAAGCGAUUCUCGGAUUUCUUUGGUGGAGCACCCGAAUUCACCAUUCCUGGUCGAACUUUCCCUGUCAAUAUCAUGUUCCACAGGUCGCCAGUUGAAGACUACGUUGACCAAGCCGUUCAGUCGGUGCUUUCAAUCCAUAUAUCACAGGACCCUGGCGAUAUUUUGGUGUUCAUGACAGGUCAAGAAGAUAUUGAGUGCACCUGUGAAUUGGUGCGAGAGCGUCUCGAUGCUCUGAAAGAUCCGCCCAAGCUCAGCAUCCUUCCCAUCUACAGUCAAAUGCCCGCAGAUCUCCAAGCCAAGAUCUUCGAUAGGGCGCCACCCGGAGUUCGGAAAUGUAUUGUGGCUACGAAUAUCGCAGAAACUAGUUUGACAGUCGACGGUAUCAUGUAUGUGGUAGACGCAGGAUAUUCCAAAUUGAAGGUAUACAACCCUCGAAUGGGUAUGGAUACGUUGCAGAUUACUCCAAUAUCGCAAGCGAACGGCGGCCAACGAGCAGGUCGUGCAGGUCGAACUGGUCCGGGCAAAGCAUUCCGUUUAUACACCGAAAAAGCUUACAAGGAUGAACUUUAUAUCCAGACGAUUCCCGAAAUUCAAAGGACGAAUCUCAGCAAUACAGUGCUAUUGCUCAAAUCUUUAGGUGUUCGCGACUUACUCGAUUUCGAUUUUAUGGAUCCGCCUCCGCAAGAUACCAUUACCACUUCUCUUUUCGACCUUUGGGCUCUAGGCGCGUUGGACAACCUCGGGGAACUGACGGAUCUAGGGUCUAAGAUGAAUGCUUUCCCCAUGGACCCAUCUUUGGCGAAACUUCUUAUCAUGUCCGAGGAGUACGGCUGUAGUGAGGAGAUGGUGACUAUUGUCUCUAUGUUGUCCGUCCCUAACGUCUUUUACCGUCCGAAGGAACGGCAAGAAGAGUCAGAUGCGGCACGCGAAAAGUUCUUCGUACCCGAGUCUGAUCAUCUUACUUACCUUCACGUAUAUUCUCAGUGGAAAACAAACGGCCAUUCCGACGGAUGGUGUACCCGUCAUUUUCUACACCCAAAGUCCUUACGCAGGGCAAAGGAAAUUAGAGAUCAGCUUCUAGACAUCAUGAAGAUGCAAAAAAUGCAGAUGAUCAGUUGCGGCACGGAUUGGGACGUCAUUCGCAAGUGCAUCUGUUCGGGCUACUAUCAUCAGGCAGCUAAAGUCAAGGGUAUCGGGGAGUAUAUCAACUUGCGCACAUCGGUUACUGUGCAACUCCAUCCUACAAGUGCGCUCUAUGGUCUUGGCUUCUUGCCGGACUACGUUAUUUACCACGAGCUUAUCCUUACCUCGAAAGAGUACAUGUCUACAGUGACAUCCGUUGAUCCUCAUUGGCUCGCCGAGCUGGGCGGCGUGUUUUAUUCCGUAAAGGAGAAGGGAUAUUCGGCUCGGGAGAAGCGCAUUACCGAGACAGAGUUUAAUCGCAAGAUGGAGAUCGAGGCCAAGAUGGCAGAAGAUAAGAAGAAAUAUGAAGAGCAGAAGCAGCAAGAGGAAGAACGGGCGGCGAAGAAACCCGCGGUAAAGAAUGGGACUAAGAAGAUUAUCACUUCCGGCGCGGUGAAGAAGCCCGUGGCUAAGAGGAAAGGAAGGGGAUUCUAACAAUUUAAGACAUUUUGAAUACAGGUAGAAACCAUAUCUUUACAAUGAUAUGAAACUGGGGUUAUGUUACGGCUUAUACGAAUACAGCUUAUACCCCUUCACGUUGCGGCUUCGUCGAGGUUAUAUGUAGGAUACUCUAUGUUUGGUCUCAUCCCUUAUCUCCGGACCUCGAAGCGGGACUCCCCUUCUUGCACAUCACGGGAUUCUUUGUCGAGUCGUACAACAUGAGCAUGAGUCGGGCCUCUGUCGAGUUCCUUCAGAAACGACUUGAUGGAGUCUUCUUCUCCUUGGGCCUCGCCUUCGACCUAGAUUGUGUGAGUGCAUCUAAUACACAUUACAACGAGAUUGCCUUACUUUGCCAUUCUCGGUAUUUCGGCACCACCCGGUGAUGCUGUGCUCUGCUGCCUUCUUAUGGGCGAAAUAUCGGUAGCUUACGCCUUGGACUCGGCCAUGAGCCAAGAAGUAAACCUGGAUCCGUUUAGUCCGUAAUCAUAACAUUAAACUUAUCUGAAGCAGAAUCCCACA
This is a messenger RNA of Annulohypoxylon maeteangense, 3673 nucleotides long. Its product is annotated as P-loop containing nucleoside triphosphate hydrolase protein. Lineage: Eukaryota; Fungi; Ascomycota; Sordariomycetes; Xylariales; Hypoxylaceae. Gene Ontology annotation, molecular function: ATP binding; RNA binding. Gene Ontology annotation, biological process: mRNA splicing, via spliceosome. The coding region runs from base 161 to 3148 and encodes 995 amino acids. The transcript has 2 exons. Gene Ontology annotation, cellular component: intracellular anatomical structure; spliceosomal complex. The record is from RefSeq and is a predicted model, not a curated record.